GGGUUCCGAGUGCAAAGCAAAGUUUUUUUGUAAACCGUCUGCAAAGGCGGGGGGGCGAAGAAGGCGCCCGAUACCGGGCCGAGUGCAGCUGCUGUGGCCGCCGCCUCUUUAGCUCUUCAGGCGUUGGCUCCUCGGUCCGAGCGACCCCGGAGGGAGACCAGCGAGGGGAAGACCUGCGCGGAGAGCCCUCAGAUGCUUGGAGCCUUUGCAGCGCGGAGCUGCUGGUCGCCCGCCCCCGCCGCUCGCCUGCUCCUGCUCCGGCUCUCCGUCCGCGGGCUCCGGGAGCCCCAGCUCCCCGCCGCCGCCGCCGCCCGCUCUAGGUGUGGGGGCUACUGGGGCUGAGUCGGGCCUCCGCGCCGGCUCCGAGGACGGACGCCUGAGGAGCAACGCGCCGCCGGCCCGCCGGGGACGCCCGCAGGCGCGGGGGCUCGGCGGCUUGACCCCGGGCUCGCCCCUGUCCGGCCAACGAGGCCCAACGGCAGACUCCCGAGCGGCCCGGCUCAGGCGGUGAGAGCCCCGCGCCGCCCUCCCUCCGUCGCCGGGUCGCCGGCCCUCGGCGCCUCGCCGCCGCCGCCUCACGAGUGUCCGGGCCGCGCUCGGCGGGCUCCUGAGCCGCAGCCAUGGGGUGCUGGGGUCGGAACCGGGGCCGGCUGCUGUGUAUGCUGAUACUGACCUUCAUGUUCAUGGUCCUGGAGGUGGUGGUGAGCAGGGUGACUUCGUCGCUGGCGAUGCUCUCCGACUCCUUCCACAUGCUGUCGGAUGUGUUGGCGCUGGUGGUGGCGCUGGUGGCCGAGCGCUUCGCCCGGCGGACCCACGCCACCCAGAAGAACACCUUCGGCUGGAUCCGGGCCGAAGUGAUGGGGGCUCUGGUGAACGCCAUCUUCCUGACCGGCCUCUGCUUCGCCAUCCUGCUGGAGGCCAUCGAGCGUUUCAUCGAGCCGCACGAGAUGCAGCAGCCGCUGGUGGUCCUCGGGGUCGGCGUGGCGGGGCUGGUGGUCAACGUGCUGGGGCUCUGCCUCUUCCACCAUCACAGCGGCUUCGGCAACGACUCCGGCCACGGCCACUCACACGGGGGGCACAGCCACGGCCUCCCCAAGGGGGGCCGCGGCAAGAGCACCCGCACCGGGGGUAGCGACAACAGGGCCCCAGGUGAACAGGGUCCCGACCAGGAGGAGACCAACAUCCUGGUGGCCAAUAGCAGCAACUCCAACGGGCUGAAACUGGACCGGACAGAUCCAGAAAAGUCCAGAAAUGAUGCAAUGGAAGUACAAGUGAAUGGGAAUCUUAUCAGAGAACCUGACCAGGUGGAAUUGGAAGAUGAUGAUGAUAAGGCUGGACAGCUUAACAUGCGUGGAGUUUUUCUGCAUGUCUUUGGAGAUGCUUUGGGUUCAGUGAUUGUAGUAGUAAAUGCCUUAGUCUUUUACUUUUCUUGGAUGGGUUGUCCUGAAGGGGAGAUGUGUGUGAACCCAUGUACCCCUGACCCCUGCAAAGCAUUUGUAGAAUUAAUUAAUAGUACUCAUGCGACAGUUUCUGAGGCUAGUCCUUGCUGGGUGCUAUAUUUAGAUCCAACUCUUUGUAUUGUAAUGGUUUGUAUACUUCUUUACACAACUUAUCCAUUACUUAAGGAGUCUGCUCUUAUUCUUCUCCAAACUGUUCCUAAACAAAUUGAUAUCAAAAAUUUGAUAAAAGAACUUCGAGAUGUUGAAGGAGUUGAGGAAGUUCAUGAAUUACAUGUUUGGCAACUUGCUGGAAGCAGAAUCAUUGCCACUGCUCACAUAAAAUGUGAAGACCCGACAUCAUACAUGCAGGUGGCUAAGAUCAUUAAAGACGUUUUCCAUAAUCACGGAAUUCAUGCUACUACCAUUCAGCCUGAAUUUGCUAGUGUAGGCUCUAAGUCAAGUGUAGUCCCAUGUGAACUUGCCUGCAGAACUCAGUGUGCUUUGAAGCAAUGUUGUGGGACACGGCCACAAGCCCAAUCUGGAAAGGAUGCAGAAAAGGCCCCAACAGUUAGCAUUUCUUGUUUAGAACUUAGUGACAAUCUAGAGAAGCAGCCCAGGAGGACUAAAGUUGAAAACAUCCCUGCUGUUGUGAUAGAGAUUAAAAAAAUGCCAGAUAAACAACGUGAAUCAUCUUUGUGAGUCUUGGAAAAGAUGUGAUAUUUGACUUUUGCUUUAAACUGCAAGAGGAAAAAGACUCCAUUGAAAUUCUAUGUUUGCCAAGUAGUGUAAUUGAAGUCCUUGUCUGGUCACACAGUUUAAUUCUAUUUUUGUAAGAACAUAAUGGGACUGCUUAACAGAGUUCUAUAUUACAACUUUGUGAUUAUUAGUGCAGAGUACAGCUAUGCUGUAACAGUUUUGGAAAGCCAGUUUUAACACUAUGUUACAUUUUUGUUUAAAGUAUAAACCUUAUAUAACAUUUGAUUUCCAGUUUUUCCAUGGUAAAAACUUAAUUAGGGGGAUAAAUAAAUUAAAAUUGUUACUGGAAUUUCUCUGCUUUUCUUUUCCCCCAGUGUUAUAUUUUGUUUAUUAGAAUUAUAAAUGCUGGAACUUUAAAAAUCAUCAACAGGUUUGUUUCUUUUGACAUUUUAUGUAAUAUUUUCUUGCCCUUUGAGAUCAUUGCAUAGCAUAAUGGCAACAUAUUUUAAGAAUGACUCAUGAAAAUUAUUAGGAAAAGUUCCUUUUUUUCUUCUUCACAUGGGGGUAUUUAUGAUACUGAAGAUCAGUUACUAUUCUGUAUCUUAUAUUGCUGAGUAUUAUUCUAAUAAAUAGUGAAAUAAUUAACAAAUUGAACUGUAGCAUACAUAUAAUAGGGCAUAUGGGGAGUAAGAGCAGGGAAGAAAGUUUACCAAAUUAAAUAUUUAGAUUCUUGUGUGUUAAUAUUCAGACUACAUUUCUAAAUUAUUCUGAGAAUUUUAACCUUUUUUUUUUUUUUUUUAAAGAAAAACAUGGUCUAAAACAUGGACAUGUUCACCAGCAUUACUUUCUUUGAAAGAUUGGCAUUGGGAACAUUGAGUUGAAAGUUUACUCAUAAAAUAUAUAUAGUAAAUAUUUUUAAGGACAUUAAAUUUAAUCUAAUAACUUACAUGUUAAAUGAAAGCUUAUUAAUCUAAUCUUUUAAACUGUGGGUUUUAAAAAUAACUUCAGAGUUAGUCAUUUCACAGUGACCAAUCAUGAAUGGAUUCAAACAGCUUUUUGAGCCCAACCAGCAAUGCCUGUGCUCUGCCAAGAGCCAUUGACUUGGGAGAAAAAUGGAAUCUGAAGGUUAAUGCAGUUUGGAUAUUAAAUUCUCAAAAAGCAAAGUUAGUUAAGGCACAAUUAAUAAUUGAGAUUCUAUAAGUCAUUCUGUCUUGACAUUGCUCAGAUCUUCCAAUAGUAGCUUAUUUUGCAAGAUGCCAUAAUAUCUACACAGGAAAUUGUUCUUAGCUAUUUCAUUGUUGGUAUGGAUUCCAAAUCCAUACACAAAUACUAUUUAAGGGUAUUUAAGUUAUAUUUUUCUUGAUAGGGAGGGGUUAUGCUUUGUGAAGAAACUAGAUUUUUGUCCUCAAAAGGAUGGAUAUUAAUAUCAGUUAUCAUGUAUAGCUCUAUUUUUCUAGAAACGAGGUAUCCUGACUACUUUAGUAACUUUUAUAGCUGACUACUUUUGGGAUGGCUACCUUUUGGGAUUUGAAAUAAUUCAUUAUCUAAUGGGUCUUAAGAUGAAAAUGGUGACAUUUGACAGUUAACUUUUUAAAGGGAUGAUCUUUUGUGGUAGGUGGUGUGUUUUUUUCCUAGUAUAAGCCUAUUGCUGGCAAUGGGCCUAUUUAAGAAAACCCGAUUUUUCCAGUGAGAAUGAGGUAAUUUUAGGAACACAGUUUGUAAGUUCACAUUUGCUAUAAUGGGCCAAAACCAUAACCUGCCAAUUUGCAAUACAUAUUUAUCAUUUAAUACUUUUCUCUGAUAUUGUGUAUUUCAAUUCCUAAACUGGUAGUUACUUUGAAUUUUGCAAACAUUUUUUUAAAACAUGAAAUUGGGGGAUCUCAUGGGUGAACAAGAGAAAGCUUCAAAUUGUAUCAUGUACAUUCCUGAUUUAACACUUUACAAAACCAUUUUUUUUUUAAAUUUAUUUAAUUUAUUUAUUUGGCUGCGUUGGGUCUUCAUUUCUGUGCAGGGGCUUUCUCUAGUUGCGGCAAGCGGGGGCCACUCUUCAUCGCGCUGCGUGGGCCUCUCACUGUCGCGGCCUCUCCUGUUGCAGAGCACAGGCUCCAGACGCGCAGGCUCAGUAGCUGUGGCUCACGGGCCCAGUCACUCCGCAGCAUGUGGGAUCUUCCCAGACCAGGGCUCGAACCCGUGUCCCCUGCAUUGGCAGGCAGACUCUCAACCACUGCGCCACCAGGGAAGCCCUACAAAACCAUUUUUUGAAGAUCUCAAAACAGUUUAUGUUACAGAAACAUGUCAGUAAUGAUACAAAAGGAUAACUGGUAAAAUAUAUUACAUUCAAUGAGGUUUUCUUUACAAUGCUCUGUUGGGUCUAUUUCUUAAAGGUUGUGUAAUUAAUAAGACAUCGACUGAAUGAGGAUUUUUUUAAAUGGUGUAUAAGCAUGGGACAAGGGCUUUUUUUUUUCUUUCGUAAGUGCUUUGAAAGUAACAGCCUUUAGAUUUCAGUUAUUUCACUUUUGAUAAUUUUAAGUAGCUCAUAUGUAACAAAGUGGUACCAUAGGAUUCUCUUUUUUCAAAGGACUUUUGUCAUAAUAGCAAAAUCAGUGGGCACUGACUCACCUUUUGAGUUUUAGCAGAGAAUUAUUUAUUUCUUUACAAUGCACUUUCUAACCCAUUUUUAGCUAUAUUAGCAUUAUCUUUUUUUAAAAUGCUUUUAAAUUUAAAUAUUGUGGGAUUUAAGUGUCUUUUCCAAAAUAGCUUAUUCCUUACUACAAGAAAAUGAGGGAAAUACCAUGAAUUAUUAGGAGACUUAAACCCAAUAUUUAAAUGCUGUUUUAUAACACUGCAUCAGUUUUAGGAGGUGCAUCUCGCCUGCUGGCUCUUUUAUAUUUGAGCAAGAUCAGUGUAUUUAGAAUAUGUGUUUAGAAAUGUGUCUGUUGUCUCAAUUUAGUAAGAAGGAGGUGCUACAUGUGCCUGAAUUAAAAUCAACCCAGACAUUUUUUCCAAGCCAAAUGCCGCCUUAGUGAUGAGAGAGAUUUAAUUCUACAUUGUCACAUUUUAGUUUAUAUGAUUUUUUAAUAAGGUUUUUUUUUGAAGAGCAUCUGCACUAUAUAAGUAUGGACUAGAACCUAAAAGAAUAGUCAAAAACUCACAAACACUUUGCUGUAUGUAUUUUAACAUUUUAGAAAACAAUAUAUUUGAAUAACUAAGGUAUAUAAUUUGAACAGGAAAAAUUUCCAUCAAGAGCACCUUGGAAAAUCACAACAGGUAGAAGACUAUGUUAAUAUGUUUGUAUCUUGGUAACAUCGUCUGUUAAUUUUGAGUUUUUGAAAGUUUUGAGGGAAAAGUCCUAUGGAAUCUAAUGUGAAGUAUUUAGUAGGCUAACUGGUAUUGAGUUGAAGCUUUUUACUGUUUUUAAGCAGAUAUCAUUUGAUGAAAUGUCAUUUACCUGCUGUCCUAAGAUGUUCAUACAUACACAAAUAAGGAGAAGAAUCCUACCAUAUAGAAAUAUUUAUUUUAAUAGAGUUUCAUUUAAGUCAUAAAACAGUGUUAAAACUCUUGGGAAGGUGGAGGGUUUCUCAUUUUUUAAAUUGAAACUGUCAUACAGUGUUUGACCAUCUGAAAUGGGAAUUGUAAUAGCACUAUUUUGAUGUAGCUCUACCAAUAUUAUGUGACAAUGCUAUUUAGUUUUACUAACAAGCUCUGGAAUACUUAGCAGUCAUUUUCACUGGCACAAGAGCUUUUUGUAUGUCAUUCAAUUUAAACUUUUAAACCAAAAACUUUAUGGUUUAGUGUCUUUGGCAAAAAGAUGCUGAAGGGAAUGUAACAUACAAUUAAUAUGUGGUUAUAUAUAAAAAGACAAAAAAUUGCCAUGUUAUGGUUCUGCCUUGAAACAGCACAAUGAAGUGUAUCAGUGUAUUCUGUGAUUCUUUAUGAAACUUACAUGUUGUGUUGUUCUGUGUCUGCCAUAGGGUGUCCUUUGGGCCAGAUGUGGCACAGUUAAAUGCAAUUAUCAUCUCAUGAAAUGCAGAUGCAGAUAAAAUGUCUUUAGUGCUGCAACAUUUUACCUACCUUUUGUAUGUUUUCUGACUGUGCGUUGUUUCCAAAGCUGUUCCUACCUCACCAUGAGGCUUUAUGGAUUGUUAUGUAUUAUAAAUGUUCUUUAUGAGACAGACUACUGUGUUUCUUCUCAUUUAUUAAAAGUUAAGUAGAAAAAUAAACUAAUUUUAAUAUUUA
Molecule: messenger RNA, 6371 nt
Organism: Mesoplodon densirostris (Blainville's beaked whale)
Lineage: Eukaryota; Metazoa; Chordata; Mammalia; Artiodactyla; Ziphiidae
Gene: SLC30A1
Product: solute carrier family 30 member 1
Exons: 2
Coding region: 621-2138 (505 amino acids)
Biological process (GO): detoxification of zinc ion; intracellular zinc ion homeostasis; zinc ion transmembrane transport
Cellular component (GO): membrane; Golgi apparatus; endoplasmic reticulum
Molecular function (GO): calcium channel inhibitor activity; zinc ion transmembrane transporter activity
Source: RefSeq, a predicted model, not a curated record